AUCUUUUUUUUUAUUUUUAGUGGGGUGGAUAGAAAAAAAAAAGAAAUCUGUUUCCGCGCUUUCUAUUGAUAAGAAAAAAUAGAAAACAUCAAUUUAUUUCUAAUGAAUUUGUCUUUGGAAAUUAUAUUUUAUAUUGCUGUAGCAAUUGCAGCUCAUGUUCUUGUUUACAUCUUUGUUACAAAGAAAAAACAAAAAUCCAUAUUCGGUCGGCAUGUAGUUGUUACAGGUGGCUCCAAAGGAAUUGGCCUUUACAUUGCUGUGGAAUGUGCCAUGAAAGGUGCUAAUAUUACAUUGAUAGCUCGUGAUGAGAAAAUGUUAAAAGGAGCAGUUGUCCUUCUGGAAGUACUACGCCAAUCUCCGGAACAAAAAUUCAACUACAAAACAUUGGACAUAUCACAGAGUUAUGAAAAAAUUGCAGAAUGUCUUGCUGACAUCGAGAAAGAAUUUGGUCAUAUUUACAUGUUGGUAAACUGUGCGGGAAUGGCAAUUUGUGGUGUUUUUGAAGAGGUUUCUGUCGAAGACUCGAGAAAGUUAAUGGAAAUCAAUUAUUUUGGCACCUACAACUGUACUCGGUAUGUUUUGCCCAAAAUGAAAGCCGCUGGAGAGGGUAUUAUUGUAAUCACAGCUUCUCAGGCGGCUUUAUUUGGAAUAUACGGUUAUGGAGCUUAUACAGCUUCUAAAUAUGCUCUCCGUGGAAUGGCCGAAACAAUUGCAAUGGAAUCUCGUCAUUUAGGAGUAUCAGUUACAUUGGCAUUGCCUGCUGAUACUAAUACUCCUGGUUUUGAAAAUGAAGAAAAAACCAAACCAAAAGAAACGAAACUUAUAUCGGGAAGUGGAGGACUUGCUCAGCCUGAUGAUGUUGCAAAGCGUAUUGUUAACGAUGCCUUGAAAGGUUCAUUCAUUUCCAUAAUGGGCUUUGAAAGCUGGCUGGUGACACUUUUAUGCGGUGGAAUGUUGCCGUGGGGCGGUUUCUUUCAAAACAUAUUGCAUGCCUUAGUUCUAGGACCACUACGCAUUGUUGGAUGCUUUUUGCAAUGGCAUUUUGGCAGAAUCAUUCGGAAUUGUGCCAAGGAAAAAACAGACUAACAUUUUAAGUGUUUUUUAACGUCCUUAUAUAUUUAUAUUGCAUGAGCUAUGAAUGUUCGCUUUUAUAAUUAUUGUUUAAGAAUAACAAGCUGACUGUAAAUUUAGAAUUUUAUACAAAAUAUUAAUCUUAUUUCGAAUUAUUAUAGGCAAAAGCACUUAAGUAUAAAAUGCUCGCAUUGAGCACGACGAGUCACACUGUGGUGGCUGUGAGUUGAAAAAAUUUAAAAUAAUUCACACCAGGAGUGACAAGUGCUUAAGAUGAGCUAAUUUAUUUAAGAAAUAUUUAAUUAUUUGCUGUCAAUAACACAUAAAUUAUUUAAAAUCUGAAUACAUAUAUUUCUUGCAAUGCA
This is a messenger RNA of Episyrphus balteatus (marmalade hoverfly), 1436 nucleotides long. It is a transcript of the gene Kdsr, whose product is annotated as 3-ketodihydrosphingosine reductase. Gene Ontology annotation, biological process: sphingolipid biosynthetic process. Gene Ontology annotation, cellular component: endoplasmic reticulum membrane. The record is from RefSeq and is a predicted model, not a curated record. Gene Ontology annotation, molecular function: 3-dehydrosphinganine reductase activity. The coding region runs from base 103 to 1086 and encodes 327 amino acids. Lineage: Eukaryota; Metazoa; Arthropoda; Insecta; Diptera; Syrphidae. The transcript has 3 exons.